CACAACAGCGUGUGCUGUGGCUCUAACACACUGCUCAUGGGCUGUCCACACACGGCCACUCGUAGAGAGCCUUUUGUGCUCACUGGAGGAGCUAUUUAUAUCAGGGCUAGGGAUCAUUGCGCGACGCACAACCCAGUAUACACACGGAGGAAAGAAACGCAAAUCAAUCAACCAAGAGCGAAGAAAGGGCAGCAAGAGGAACCAGAAUGCAUCCUCCUCCUCCUGCUGAUGUCGUCGCUCCUCCAGCUCCGGCAGCCGCUGGUGGCGCCGCCGCCGCUGUCAACGCUGCCGAACGUCCGCCAGGGUACAAGUGGCGGCGCGUGCUGUCCUGGGGCGGUCUCACUCCGGUGCUGCUCUGCAUCGCCGUGAUGGUUUCUGCCUUCGCCCUCCUCGCGUCGAUGUUCAGUCCCGCCGAGUUAGCCUAUGUAGUACCGGCCCUGACACUGCUCAUGGGCUGCGUCAUAGCGCAGGUGGGCCAGGCCGGCGCGGCGCUCAUCGUCACGCCGCCGUCCACGAUCAAGGGGUACCUCGCCGGCUUCGCCAACCUGCUCGGGCUGGUCACGCUCGCCCACCUCUUAGCCAUCGCCAGAUCCUGCUUCACCGGCAAGUUUUGCAAAGUGGAGUACAGCUUCGACGUCAUCUUCGCCAACGCUUUCCUCUUAGCCUUCAUCUUUUGCAUAUCUGUGCUGCGUGUGUGUGCCCUAUAGAUUGCAAUCACGUCUAGGAAAUUAAUUAUAGUGCUAAGAAUCUCCGGUUCUAAUGCGUACGUUGAGCUAUGAUUUUCUCAUCUUUCUAUUGGGUUCAUAUUUAGCUAUGUAUGCGUCCAGUAGCUAUGGUGGCGACCCACGUCCAGGAUAUUUAUUGCAUUACUAAGAAUCUCUACUUCUAAUAAUAAUGUGUUGAGCUA
Messenger RNA from Lolium perenne, 907 nucleotides. RefSeq lists its product as uncharacterized. Lineage: Eukaryota; Viridiplantae; Streptophyta; Magnoliopsida; Poales; Poaceae. The record is from RefSeq and is a predicted model, not a curated record.